AUGCGCAGUGAGCGCCCGGGGCCGCCGUCGCCUCCACCAUCCCCGCCGCAAGUCCCUGCGGUGCCAGAGGCGCGCAUGGACCCCAUGACCCACGUUUCUCACCCGUCGUACAGCGGCGAGCCGUCGUCGUCGAGCUGCACCUUGUGCCCGGUGUACGUCGAAGGACUCGGCCGCGUGGUGAUGCCCCCGGCGAUGCUGGGCGAAAAGCCGUCGCCAGGCCGCACGCCGCCCACGCCGAACUACGCGCCACGCCUCGGCGGCGCCUCGGGCACGCUGCUCGGCGCGAAUGUCGAAUUUCCGUCGCUGGCCUGGCCCGAUGCGCCGGAUAAUGCCUGGCGAGGGACGUGCGAUGCGAUUGCGCAGCAGGCCAAGACGCGGCGCCACGGCAUCGAGCACUGGCUAAUGAGCCCGUCGCCCAGCGAGUCGGACGACGAAGAAAGCGACAGUGCAGCGGACCACUUUCACCACCCGAUGGUCGCUAAAUUUUUGCGCGACCAGUGCCGAGCGCACCGCAUGCGCCGCCUGCGCCAUACCAAUGUCAAGGACCUGUGGAUUUCGUCCGACGGCCACCGCGCGCCACGGCCCACGGCAAAUACGCCGCCCAAGCGUCGCGUUCGCCGCCGUGUCGCUCUCACCUCGCACACGCUUGCUGCGCGGGGUAUUGCGCCGGUGAUGGGCUGCCGCUGUGGCUUUACUGACCAGCACAUGGACAUGGUCCAGUGCGACGGCUGCACGCGCUGGCUACACUUGGCCUGUGUCGGCGUCGGGCACGUCGACCAGCUCGGCACCGACGAGUGGGUGUGUGACGACUGCUACGACCGCUCCGUGUCGGACGAAAAGCGCGCCGCGUCGAACGGUUCGGGACUUGUACAACACGGUGCAGGUGCGAUGCUGUCGCUUGCGCCGAGCCCCCGGCGCGAGACGAUGCACGAGGCGGACGUCGUGUAUGCACCGCCGUACCCCCGGCCCUCUUUCAGCGCCGAGUCGAACGGCAUGCCUCUUACCUCGCCACUCUCUUCGUCGGCUUCGGACCGUGCAUGGCGCACGCCCUCGCCGCCGCCGUCCAUGGACAUGUUUACGACGCCCAGCCGAUACGUUCCCCCAGACGUGCUUGUGGGCGACGCACGUAUGCGCCGCAUGGCGCCACAUGCAUCCGCGACGCCUCCUGUCGCACACGAGUUCCUCCCGACACCGUCGCGCUACCUCAUGCAGACGCCCCAGGCCGGCGUGCCGACGCCCAUGUUUGGCACGCACACGCCCCAUGGGCCGCGAGCUGUGCACGAGUGGGCGAUGCGCACACCGGGCGAGCUCUCGUCGUCGCUCUGGGCGACGCCCCACGAUCUUUUGAACGGGAGCGCGAGCGCAUGGGGGGCGACACAGACCCCAUUUGCGAGCGGCAGCAGCCCUCACAGUGCGCACCACGAUGCGUGGGCGCACCCCGAGUCGCCGACGCCCGCAACGCGCGGCGCGCGUGCGCGGCAUGCGAUGGCGACCGGCUCGCCCCGCCGCAUGCACGCGUCACCGCACAAGGCGACCACGACGCCGCGCCACGGCCAUUGGGACGCGCUGCGUUCCGAUCCGCCUGCCUCGUCGCCGCUCUUUGGCGCUGGCCACGACGGCGACGAGAGCCAUGGCAUGCCGUCCAGCAGUCCGUACCCCGUCACGCCGACGCUCCCGUCGCGCGACCGGAUCCGGCCGCGUGCCACGGCGAAUGUCGAGCGCGCCGGCAUGGUGAUGAAUCUGCAUCUGGACCGUGCGACGCCAAAGCCGCGUUUGCAGUCUGAGCUCCUCCCCUCCUUGUCCAGCUUCAUGUCCGAGGAGGUUUGA
This is a messenger RNA of Malassezia japonica, 1827 nucleotides long. RefSeq lists its product as uncharacterized. The transcript has a single exon. Bases 1 to 1827 code for a protein of 608 amino acids. Lineage: Eukaryota; Fungi; Basidiomycota; Malasseziomycetes; Malasseziales; Malasseziaceae. The record is from RefSeq and is a predicted model, not a curated record.